Molecule: messenger RNA, 4524 nt
Organism: Naegleria fowleri
Lineage: Eukaryota; Heterolobosea; Eutetramitea; Acrasida; Naegleriidae
Exons: 7
Coding region: 1-4524 (1507 amino acids)
Biological process (GO): protein phosphorylation
Molecular function (GO): ATP binding; protein binding; protein kinase activity
Source: RefSeq, a predicted model, not a curated record
AUGACCAUAGACAUCAAGUUGCCGCAACCUGUCAGAAAUUUACCGCUUUUUCUUCUUCUUCUUUUUCUGUUAUCCUCCUUGUCGUCAACUUUGAGUAUAAUUCUACAUGCAGUCCCUGUUCAAUAUAAAACCAAGACAAUUGCCGGAUUUAAAUAUGUCGAUGGUGUUUCUUCGAACUAUCAAGCAGAAUAUGGACCUCUUGCACAACCAAGUGCGGCCAUCAUGAAUGACAAGAAUGAAACUUUUAUUGCUGACACGAUGCGUCAUGUGAUACGAAAGAUUACAGCAAACGGAACCAUGAUAAGAUAUGCUGGGAUAGGAGUAGGAGGAUACAAUGGUGAUGACAUUGCAUGGAAAUGUCAGUUCAACCAACCCAUGGGAUUGUAUCUUGCAACGAAUGGUGAUCUCUAUGUGGCAGACACUGGAAAUUCAAUGAUUCGAAAGAUUUCAUCAAGUACCAUGAUGGUAAACACUCUAGUCUCGAGUACUAAUUUGAAAAAUCCAGUGGGUGUUUUUGUUCUCGAAAGUACUGGAGAAAUAUUUGUGACAGAUACUGGAAAUGGAUAUGUCAAAAAAUUUGACUCGACAGGAAAAACCAUGACCAUCAUUGCAGGUGGAGGAAAUACCUAUUCCGAUAAUGUGAUUGCCACAAAUACCAAGUUAUCUUCUCCGAGAGGAAUUUUUGUAACUCCAACUGGAGUGAUUUAUAUUACAGAUACCAUCGAUCGAUUGGUUCGAAAACUUACUCUCGAACCUAAUGGUCAAUUCAGAAUUCGAACCAUUGCUGGAGUUCCAUCUUCUUCUGCCCCAUUUGAAGAUGGAAGAAAUCCACUGCAAACCUAUUUCCAAUCACCCAUAGGUCUUUAUGUGACAAGUAGUGAAGCCAUUUACGUUGCUGACUCUGGAAGUCAUCGCAUUGUAAGAAUUUCUUCAGAUUUAACAAAAGUCAACACUGUGGCUGGAAAUGGAAAUAACGAUGAAGACACAUUUCAAUUUGGUAAUGCAGGAGAUUAUGGUCAUACAUUGGCAGCACCUCUGAAUCAACCAAAUUUUGUUUCCAUCAAUUCGAGAGGUGAUUUAAUGAUCACAGGAAUCAAUCGAGUUAGAAUGGUUUCCGCAAGUUCAAAUAAUACUAUUACGACAUUGGCUGGAAAAUAUAAUACCAAUAUUGCUUAUGGAGAUGGAUUAAAAGCAAAUAGUAUUGGACUUGCCAUCUAUCCGAGACAUGCAGUCUUGUCACGAGAUGGUUCUGAAUUGUUUGUGAGUGAUGUGAACAGUAACACAAUCCGAAAGGUUGGACUUCCAAAUGGAAUUGUAACGACUGUGGCAGGAAUGAAAGGACAGACAGCAUUUAAUGGAGAUGGUUUAUUAGCUAAUCAGACGACUUUCAGUGGCCCACUUGGUCUUUAUUUAUAUAAUAAUGGUGAAUUGUUGAUUGCUGACAGAUAUCAUAACAGGAUACGAUUAUUACAGCUCAAUGGAAACAUCACCACUCUCUUCUCCACAAACACUUCUAUUGGAGAACCAGGAACAGUUUUUGCAACAGGAACCAAUAGCACCGAUGGUUUUAUUUAUUUCUCAACAACUAUUGGAAUUUAUAAGGGUCAAAGAACUAAUUUUGAUCUUGUCUAUGCCUACAAUGGACUUUAUGACGAUGAUCCAUCAACGUUUCAUGUCGAACAAGAAGCAGAUGGAAAUGUUUUAUAUUUUGCAGAACUUGGAACUUUUUCGAUUGUGAAAUUUUUCGAAAAGAAUAACACGGCAGUGAAGAUUUAUACAGAUCCAAAUCUUGAAAAACCUUCGAGUAUUUUUGUUCGAAAUGGAACGCUCUAUUUUGUUUUGGGACGAUCGAGAAUUUGCAAACUCUUAGCGGAUGGAAGUGUUCAAGUCAUUGCAGGAAUGUUGCCAUCCAACGGUGUUGAAUUCGUAGGAUACAGCGGAGAGGGAUUACCUGCCACUCAAUCUUUAUUGAAAAUGCCCAUUAAUUUACACGUUACCAAUGAAGGCGAAAUUUAUUUUGUUGAACGUGUAGGACUCGUUAGAAAAAUUGGUCUCGACAAUCGAAUCACCACCGUGGUUGGUUCCUAUCCAUUGCCUCCUCCAGGAACACCUGCCAUCCAAUGGACCAUGUUUCAACCUUCCUUCGUGACUGUCAAUAAGAAUAAUGGACAAAUUGCAAUGUAUACUCCUCACACAACACAAGAUCAUGUCAUUUAUACAAUGGAUGCAUCCAAUGGUGUCCUUUCCACUCUUAUUGGAUCCAGAGUAUUCACUUUUGAAUCUAGUUCCUAUGAAGGACCCAUAGGAUUGGCUUUUAUUUCAGCUUCUGUUUUUUGUUACACUUCUAAAAACGAAUUGAUCAUUGCUGAUACGUUUCAUCGAAUUUUAAAAGUUCGAUCGAAUGGAGUGAUUUCUGUGGUGGCUGGUAAAUUUAGAACUCCAUCGUUUAGUCCAGAUGGAACAUUGGCUAAUGCAACCUUAAUGUAUAAUCCAAGAGCUGUGUUGUGUGUACCUUCUCAAAAUGGUAAUGGUGAGGAUGAUAUUAUUUAUUUUGAUGCAGGUAAUCGAAGAAUUCGUAAAAUUUCGAAUGGAGUGGUUCAAACCAUUGUUGGAACUGGAAUUGAUGGUGAUGUCAAAUUCACACCCGAUGGAGUAAAUGCCACAUCUGUCAAUCUCGGAAAUUCCAUUAAAUCACUCGCACUCUCACCUCAAGGAGAUUUAUAUUAUUCAGAGAGUUCGAGACACAUCGUUCGAGUGCUCAAUGCCACCACAGGUCUCAUUUCCACAGUGGCUGGUAUUAAGGAUUCUCGAGGAUACUAUGGUGAGAAUAUUCAAGCAACUAUGGCCAAUUUGAAUGCACCUCAAGGUUUAGCUGUUGCUCCCAAUGGAGAUUUAAUUAUUGCCGAUUCGAGUAACAAACUCAUUCGACGAGUAUCCAAAAACACACAACUCAUUCGAACCAUUGCUGGAAUACCACCACGUUCAGAAGAUUGUUACUACAAUGGAGAUUUAUCAGUGGCCACCGAUACCUGCAUUACGGCAUUGUCGAGUGUGACUGUGAAUCCUCUGAAUGGUGAAAUUAUCUUUACAGAUGAUGCAAAUGGAGUGGUGAGAUCAUUAGUGCCUUAUUGUGAAGGAAACAAAACCUUAUUGGAGGUGAAUGGAUUUUUCUCAGAAUGUGUGUGUCCAUUGGGAUAUUCAGGUGAUCAAUGUGAAUUAUCCAUUUGUAAUGGAACGCUUGCAUCGAGUGCUGCCGUAUGUUCAGGUCGUGGACAAUGUGUGAGUCCAAAUCGUUGUGUGUGCUCGAAAGGUUUUUCUGGAGCGAAUUGUGAAAUGAGUGUUGGAAUUCCAACAGGAGCUUCUUCGGGUCGAUCUCCAACCAAUACGAUGGACAAUAACGUGUCAACCACCAUUGUUAUUGCUGUGGUGGUUCCAGUGGCAAUACUUUCACUCAUUGGUUUGUUGGUGGCCAUUUUGGUGAUUGUGGUCUUGUGUGUGGUGAAACAACGACGAGUCAAGUCCGAUUUGGAAAUGAACAAACCCAAUUCUGCAGUACCAUUUCCAAACAGUCCCAAUGUGGAGCUUCCAAAUUCAAAUCCAAAUUCUUUCAUUUCAGAUUUUCCAAGUGACAUGAGUGUGAAUUUUACUCCAAUUUUGAUGAGUGAAGAUCGAAUGCAAUCUGGAACCAUGUCUACAGAUUCACUCGUUUAUCAAGUGGAUCCAUUCUCUCGUUAUCAAAAUAUAUCACGUAUUGGAAAGGGAGCUUUUGGUUCAGUCUAUAAGGCCAAUGACACCAAAUUCCAAAAUAAGGUCAAAGCUGUAAAGGUCAUGAAAUUUACUUCUCUCAGCGAUUUGAAUAAUAUCAUGAAAGAAGGAAUGCAAUUGAUGAAUAUUCGUCAUGAUCACAUUCUCAAAGUGAAUGAUUUCUUUGUCUCCAAAGACAAUCUCGUGUGUUUGGAUAUGGAUUUCUACGAUCAGGGAGAUUUAGCCAAAUUUGUCUCACCUCGCAGUCCAGUCUGUAGUGAACACUUGGUUAAGCAAAUCAUUUGGCAAAUUUGUAAUGCAUUGACCUAUGUGCAUGGAACGUUAAAUAUUAUUCACAGAGAUAUCAAACCUUCGAAUAUUUUCAUCAAAUCGUUGGAUGAGAAAAAGAUUCAUGUCGUAUUGGCUGAUUUUGGUCUUGCGAAAGGAACUCAAUCUGAAGCUCUCUCGUAUGCUGGAACUCCUCUCUACAUGUCUCCUGAAGUUGGUCUCGGUGGUAAAUAUUAUGCCAAUACUGAUGUAUAUUCAUUGGGAGUGACUAUUUAUCAAAUCAUGACCAAAGAUUCAGCCACUUCGAUUAGUCACUUGUUAUUGAGUAAGGAUCCACAAAGUGUGCAACAAUUAUUACUUUCCAAAAUGAAAGAAGGAGGUGAAUAUUCGGAUGAAUUGUGUGAAAUUGUUUUGAAAAUGUUGGAAAAGGAUUCCCUCAUGAGACCCAAUGCUCAGGAUAUUCUUGGAUUGCCUUAUUUCCGUAACAUGUAG